AUGUCCAUCCAAACCUUAACAUCCUCAACCCCAGUCUGGCUAAUAACCGGCUGCACCUCCGGCUUCGGCCGCUCCAUCGCCUUCGAGGCCCUCAGCCGGGGGUACGCCGUAAUCGCCACAGCCCGAAAUUCCUCCCGUCUGUCUGAGCUCCAAGCCGCCGGUGCGGCAGUCAUGGACCUCAACGUCACCAGCUCCGACGAUACACUAGACCAAAAAAUGGCGGAGGCGAAUGCCCUGUACGGAAAGAUCACGCACGUGGUUAAUUGCGCUGGGUAUAUCUUAGAGGGAGGGGUGGAGGAGGCCAGCAGCAAGGAAGUCUUUGACCACUACAACACAAAUGUCCUAGGGACAUUCAAUGUUGCGAGGGCUGUUGUGAAGUAUCUUAGAGCUGCUGCGGCGGCGGCUGUUCCUGGCCAACAAGUGGCGUUGGCGAAUUUCGGGAGUUUGGGGAGUUGGCGGUCCGGGGCUGGGGUUGCGCAUUAUUGCAGCACCAAAUUCGCCGUGAGCGGCUUAACCGAGGGUCUAGCGGAGGAAUUGAAGCCCUUCGGGAUAGACGUGUGCGUUAUCGAGCCUGGAUACACUCAGACGGGGUUCCUGAAGCGUGGUGUUGAUGGAGGAGGAGGAGGAGACCACCGAGUCGUGACGGAAAGGAAGAUUGCGGCAUAUGAAGGUACUGCCGUGGGGGCGGCGCAUGAUGCUCUGGAAGCAUAUAACGGGAAACAGCCCGGAGAUGUUGACAAGUCUGCAAAGGUCAUCGUGGAUGUGUUGACUAAGAGUGGCGUGGCGAAGGAUAGAGAGGUUCCUGUUAGAUUGGCGCUGGGGACAGAUGCUCUGGAGGUUAUUAGGAAGAAGUGCGAGGAUACGUUGCGGUUGAUUAGGGAGUGGGAAGACAUCUCGAGGUCGACGAUGAGGGAUGGGAACUGA
This is a messenger RNA of Sordaria macrospora k-hell, 924 nucleotides long. RefSeq lists its product as uncharacterized. NCBI's taxonomy places the organism in Eukaryota, Fungi, Ascomycota, Sordariomycetes, Sordariales, Sordariaceae. Gene Ontology annotation, molecular function: oxidoreductase activity. The record is from RefSeq and is a predicted model, not a curated record.